AUGUUCUACUCGCACAAUCUGCUUGCAAGAAAAGGUCCGCUGGGUACCGUUUGGUGCGCCGCCCAUCUUCAAAGCAAACUCAAGAAAUCCAACUAUGUUACCGUCAAUAUCCCCUCCACUGUUGAACAAAUAAUGAAUCCACAAGUCCCGAUUGCAUUGAGAAUGUCUGGUCAUCUUCUGCUUGGUGUUGUUCGAAUAUAUUCAAAGAAGCUCGAAUAUCUCCAGCAUGACUAUAAUGUUCUACGUAUAGAUAUAAGCAAGGCCUAUACAUAUGCAGACAUCAAUCUUCCAGAAGAUGCCAACCAAGCAAAAUUUGAAUCCAUCACUUUGCCUGAAAAUUUUGCGCUUGAUGUAUUGGAUGUUGAUGACUACGAUCCGUUUGGGUCCCCAGACACCCAUCUUAGACGCCAUGAGGAUAUUUCACUAAUGGAUCAAAGUCCAGUCAGUUUAUCAAAAAAUGGAAAUCGAACUCCUGCAGGAUAUAUUAUGAUUUCGCUUGGUGAGGAUGUUUCUAGAACUCCAUCUGUUUCUCGGUAUAAUUCACGAUCAAGCCCAAUGCCCAUGGAAGCAAGCUCUCAUCCUCUUUCUCCACCAGAAACAACUGCUGUUGUUCAAGAACCUGAUCCCAAUAAUCAAAUGGGAUCUGGUGACAGCUUCAUUGAUGAUGAUAAUGUAACUCGGGAAGUUUUGCGUGAUGCCAUCCAUGAUGAUUAUUUGAAUAUGGCUUCUUUAAUGCCUUCAGACAGGGAGGAACCAGACCUAGUCUUGGAGAAACAGUUGUCUUUAGAAAUCAAUAAUGGUUCACCUGCGUUGGGUGAAAUCUUGGUUUCUGGUGGACAUUUGUCGCCAGUUAUUAAGCAAAUGACACCAAUGGACUUAGCUCAUUCAGGACCUGCCAACGAUAACUCAGACCCACAUAUCUCAUUUGGGCUAGCAUCAUCUCCGAUGGCUGUCCAGCCAUCUCCAUCGGUUGAACCAGCUCCAGCAGCUGAGCAGCCAAGGGCAAAACGGAGAAAGAUGCAAUAUGAUAAAGCUACAGUCUUGACUAAUGAGUUCAUGAAGAAAUCUUUAGAUGAUCCCAGCAAUUUGUUACGGAAAAGAAAAGGAGUCUGUUCUUCGUUGGGUGUUUGGAAGUUAAACAAUACUCUGAAAAAGGAAAAAGUCCUUUUUGAACCCGUUAUUACCGGGUUGUGCCAUAAUCUUAGCCAAAUGUUUGAGACUGGCUACAUGUCUAAGAAACCUCGGCUAAUUGAGACUGAGCAACCUCAUUCCGAUGAUAUGGAAGUUGAACAUAUUCGUGAUUUUGUGGGUCCCAAUGACAACGACACCAUCCCAACAUAUUCUCCAGGCGACAGGACGGGCAUACCUUCUCCAAAAAAUGGAGCAUUCUCUUCUCCACGUGAAAUGGACGAAUAUACCCCUGCCACUGGCACUGACAUGGGGUCGAAAUCUUAUCAGGUGCAGACGUCUGUAGGGACUGGUGUGGGAUCCACACCAGACCCCACAUCAUCUAGCACCUAUGUUUUUUCUGAUAUGGAAACACCUACACUAUUCUCUCAAGGUCAGCAAGGUUUUGAGAACAGUGGCGGUUUAUCUGAUAUUCCUGAAGUGGAUGAUUCCGGAGAAUUGACCUUUUUGGAAGACGAUGAGGGUACGCCUAUGCAAAGGACACCACCAGAAAUUGGCUCAUUGUUAGCAAGGACUAGGGCCGUGGCACAAUAUAUAAAAGAGAAGUCAUCGGCUACCCCUUCUACACCUGAACGUGAAGGAGCUGUUAGUUUGAACAGCAUCCUAGAAGGAAAAAGAAGAAAAGUAUGCGCUCGGAUGUUCAUGGAGACACUGAUCUUGAAGAGCUGUGAUCUUAUUGAUGUAAAGCAAGAUGAAGCAUAUGGCGAUAUAACUCUGAAGGUGACUUCUAAGCUUUUGAAGCAGCAGUUUUGA
Molecule: messenger RNA, 1941 nt
Organism: Cynara cardunculus var. scolymus (artichoke)
Lineage: Eukaryota; Viridiplantae; Streptophyta; Magnoliopsida; Asterales; Asteraceae
Product: sister chromatid cohesion 1 protein 3
Exons: 13
Coding region: 1-1941 (646 amino acids)
Biological process (GO): replication-born double-strand break repair via sister chromatid exchange; mitotic sister chromatid cohesion; synaptonemal complex assembly
Cellular component (GO): cohesin complex; synaptonemal complex
Molecular function (GO): protein binding; chromatin binding
Source: RefSeq, a predicted model, not a curated record